This is a messenger RNA of Punica granatum (pomegranate), 1444 nucleotides long. NCBI's taxonomy places the organism in Eukaryota, Viridiplantae, Streptophyta, Magnoliopsida, Myrtales, Lythraceae. The record is from RefSeq and is a predicted model, not a curated record.
AGACCUGAAACACUGAGGAAAACUCUUCUGAUCAAUUGCCCCUCCCCCUCGCCCUCCCACUCCCCUCCCAAAAAGAAAGAAAGAAAAAAAAAAAAAAAAAAAAAAAAAAAAGAAGAAGAAGAAGAAGACGCAGACAAGAUCAUAAAUAGGAUCCUCUUGUCUGUCCUUGUGUAAAACAACACUCGCUCACUUUUUUCUCCCUUUGGUUGCAACGAUGGACAAUGGAGAGGAGUUCCAACACUACUGGGAGACCAACAGGUUCUACCAGACUGAUGAGCUUGACAUUUGGGUGGACGAGGCGAUCUCGGGGUACUACGACUCCAGCUCCCCAGACGGGGCGGCGUCGUCCUCGGCGGCGUCCAAGAACAUAGUCUCCGAGCGGAACCGGAGGAAGAAGCUCAACGAGAGGCUCUUCGCGCUGCGGGCCGUGGUCCCCAACAUCAGCAAGAUGGACAAGGCGUCGAUCAUUAAGGACGCGAUCGACUACAUACAGGAGCUGCACGAGCAGGAGAGGAGGAUACAGUCAGAGAUCAUGGAUCUGGAGGGUGGGGGGAACCGGAACUGCUCCAACAACACCGGAGGACUGGGCGGGGACGUCUACGGCGUUGACUUUGACCACGACCUCCCCCUCUACCUGAGAUCCAAGAAGAAGAGGACCGACCAACUGGGCUAUGAUUCCGGCGGUGGAUCCCGAAUUUCCCCCAUAGAAGACCUUGAACUAAGGGUGACAUACAUGGGGGAGAGGACAGUGGUGGUGAGCUUGACGUGCAGCAAGAGGACAGACACAAUGGUUAAGCUCUGCGAGGUCUUCGAGUCCUUAAAGCUCAAGAUCAUCACUGCCAACAUCACCGCUUUCUCCGGCAGGCUCUCCAAAACUGUCUUCAUCGAGGCAGACGAGGAGGAGAAAGAACAACUAAAAGCAAAAAUCGAGACCGCAAUUGCAGCUCUAAAUGACCCACAGAGCCCUAUGAGCAUGUAACGCCAACCGCGUUGGAGUUUAAUCAAUUGUGGGAAAGCCCGGAUUUUCUAGAAUAUUAACCUCACUCCUAUGGUGUUCGGAUGGAGAUGAUCACUACAUGAGAACAAUCGAAGAUCGUAUCAAAAAGCCCCACAUCGGUUAAUUAUGUUCUCAAACGUUGUAGUCGAUUGGGCCGCGCUUCAGUUACUGUAGAUUUUUCUUUUUCUUAAUGUUUCCUUGGGUGGUCAUCAAGUUCUCUGGUUGAAUUUCAACUUUGUAUCCAUCCCUUCUUCCUUAGUGAGAAGUCCCCUUUUCUUUUUCUCCUUUCCUUUUUCUUUUUUCCCUUUUAUUUGGGGGAUAAGUGAGGAGUCUAUGGUUUCUGUAAUUUGAUGAAGCUCCCAAGGCCCUGUGGUGUAGUCGGUUGGUUAAAAUGAUGUAACUUUCAGUUUACAUGAGGAAUUUAUUAUUACUAUACUAUUAUAAUUA